Messenger RNA from Meleagris gallopavo (turkey), 1399 nucleotides. Its product is annotated as pepsin B-like. Gene Ontology annotation, molecular function: aspartic-type endopeptidase activity. The record is from RefSeq and is a predicted model, not a curated record. NCBI's taxonomy places the organism in Eukaryota, Metazoa, Chordata, Aves, Galliformes, Phasianidae. Gene Ontology annotation, biological process: proteolysis.
GGCUCAGCCUGGUGCUGUGCUCUCCAGACGGGUGCACCAUGGCCACCAGCCGCACCAUGAAGUGCCUCGUGCUGGCCGUGCUGUGCCUGCAGCUCACAGAGGGGAUGGUGAGGAUCAAGUUGAAGAAAGGCAAGUCCAUACGGGAGAAAAUGAGGGAGGCAGGAGUGCUGGAGGAAUACCUGAAGAAAAUUAAGCACGAUCCAGUUAAGAAAUAUAACUUCAGCAAGAACAACGUUGUGUAUGAGCCGAUGGCCUCCCACCUGGAUUCCUCCUACUUCGGGGAGAUCAGCAUCGGGACCCCCCCGCAGAACUUCCUGGUGCUCUUCGACACCGGCUCCUCCAACCUGUGGGUGCCCUCCACGCUCUGCAACAUGCCGGCAUGUGGAAACCACGCCAAGUUCAAACCCAGAGCAUCCUCCACUUUCAUCAACAAUGGGCAGAAAGUUACGCUGUCCUACGGCAGUGGGACGCUGACAGUGGUGCUGGGCUACGACACACUGCGGAUCCAGACCAUCUCAGUCAGAAACCAGGAGUUUGGGCUAAGCCGGGAUGAGCCCACCCAGCCGUUCUACUACGCCCAAUUUGAUGGGAUCAUGGGGAUGGCUUACCCUGCGCUCGCGGUUGGAGGGGCGCCCACCCCCCUGCAGGGCAUGCUGCAGCAGAACCAGCUCAAACAGCCCAUCUUCAGCUUCUACUUUUCUCGCAAUCCCACCUACAACUAUGGAGGAGAGCUUGUGCUGGGAGGAGUGGACUCUCGGCUGUUCACUGGGGACAUCGUGUGGGCACCGGUGACCCAGGAGCUUUACUGGCAGGUGGCGAUCGAUGAGUUUGCUAUCGGACAGUCGGUGAUGGGCUGGUGCAGCCAGGGCUGCCAGGCCAUCGUGGAUACAGGCACGUUCCUGCUCACUGUGCCCCAGCAGUACCUGAGCAGACUCCUGAAGGCUGUGGGUGCCCAGGAGACCAGCUAUGGGUACGCAGUUGACUGCAAUGUGGUCCACAGCUUGCCUACCAUCUCCUUCAUCAUCAACGGGGUGCAGCUCCCACUGACCCCCUCUGCUUACGUCCUCAAAAACAAUGGGUACUGCACCGUUGGGAUAGAAGUCACCUACCUGCCAUCCCAGAACGGGCAGCCGCUCUGGAUUCUGGGUGACGUCUUCCUCAAGGAAUAUUACAGCAUCUUCGACAUGGCGUACAACCGCAUCGGCUUCGCCAAGUCAGUGUAGAGGAGUGGGGCAGCAAAAUGCAGCCCCCUCUGCUCUGAGCGAGCCUUGCUGUGGGUUUCCUAUGGGCCUUUAUAUUCUUUUACGUGCUCUCUGUCUCUCCGAGGUUUCUGUGUAAGGCUGUGCUCUCAGUCUCCUGUUGCAAAUAAACUGCAGAGCCUCAGCGCUCUCUGAGCUGA